This is a messenger RNA of Peromyscus eremicus (cactus mouse), 705 nucleotides long. Its product is annotated as basic salivary proline-rich protein 2-like. The coding region runs from base 1 to 705 and encodes 234 amino acids. The record is from RefSeq and is a predicted model, not a curated record. The transcript has a single exon. NCBI's taxonomy places the organism in Eukaryota, Metazoa, Chordata, Mammalia, Rodentia, Cricetidae.
AUGCAUCGUGGGGCGGGCCCGGGUACCCGGUGGCUUUGGAACUUGCAAAGGAGUGCGUCCCCACGGUCUGGCGGCGGCGCCGCGGUCUCCCUGCCCUGCGUGCAACCGCGAAGGCAGGGGCAGGGCUGGGCUGGGGCGCGCCGCCGCGGGGAGGGGACACCUCUGUCGCCCCAGGCAGCGCGGGCCGCCCCCGGGAAGCCCCAGGCCAGGCGCCGCGGGAGCCGGCCGAGUCCGAGGCCCGAGAGCCGCGGCCCGGCCCGGGGCCGGGAGGGAGAGCGAGCCGGCUGGGGACACCGGCAGGGCGCGCCCAGCCAGGGCGACAGAAAGGCCGAGCGGGAGUCCGGCUCGGCCAGGGGCAGCCCUCACCCGGCCGCGCUUACCCGGCUCCGCGGGGUCCGAGCACCAUCGCCGCCGCCGCCGCCGCCGCUGCCGCCUUCACACAAAGGCCCCGGCCCGCCGUGCCCGGCCCGACGAGGAGGCGGCGCCGCCGGCCGCGGCCAGACUCUCCAUCCGCCGAGCCGCUCGCCGUGCCGGCCCGGGCCGCCCCCGCCGCCCGGCCCGCAGCGCCCCCCGCCGUCCCGGAGGAGGCAGCGCCCCCCGCCGCACGGCCCGCAGCGCCCCCCGCCGUCCCGGAGGAGGCAGCGCCCCCCGACGGCCAGGCGGAGCCAAGAGCCCACGCUUAGCCCCCGGGCAGUGAAAAGCUAG